Molecule: messenger RNA, 886 nt
Organism: Plectropomus leopardus (leopard coralgrouper)
Lineage: Eukaryota; Metazoa; Chordata; Actinopteri; Perciformes; Serranidae
Source: RefSeq, a predicted model, not a curated record
AAAACACACUGAAUGCGUGUCUGUUUGCACCUGCCAGUCCAGGUGCUCAGUACCCCGACACGCUGGCUUUGACCUUUGACCCCGCUGCCAGACACCUGACGUGUGUGUACAACGACCACAGUGUGUAUGUGUGGGACGUCCGAGACGUGAGGAACGUGGGGAAGCUGUACUCUGCUCUGUACCACAGCAGCUGUGUGUGGAGCGUCCAAGUGUAUCCGGAGCUCUCAGAUGUGUCUCAGGCCUGUCUUCCUCCGUCGUCCUUCCUCACCUGCUCAUCUGACAACACCAUCAGGAUGUGGAGCACCGACCCCCCCACCGCACAAAGGAACCUCUACAGCAACGACCUGCUGAGGAUUCUGUAUGUUGGGGAGGACACGCAGCACCUGCAGGCCGAGGGGGAGCGCGGGGAGGCCGCCGGGGCUGAUGGGAAGGCAGGGGUCAGAGUGCUGGGUAUCAGUCCUGAUGGACAGCACCUGGCUGCCGGAGACCGCUGUGGAAACCUGCGGAUCUUCGGUCUGGAGUUUCUGGACGAGCUGGUGAAGAUCGUGGCUCACAACUCGGAGGUGCUUUGUCUGGAGUUCUCCCCCGCCUCUACAGGUGUGAAGCUGCUGGCGUCGGCCAGCAGGGAUCGACUGAUCCACAUCUUCAACCUGGAGAAGAGCUACAGUCUGCAGCAGACGCUGAACGACCACUCGGCCUCCAUCACCGCCGUCAGGUUCACCGGUAAGACCGCAGCUCUUCAUCCUCACCUUCAUCACCGAACCGUGUUAUAUCCCCUUUGGGGUAAAUUAAGUUGCCCUUUGGGGUAAAUUAAGUCAGAAGGUCCAAAACCCAGCACCUAAUGAUUAUCUAGCACUGACAAAGUUGUGUGAUGUUGUAUGUUGGC